Betta splendens (Siamese fighting fish) is the source of this 4903-nucleotide messenger RNA. RefSeq names its product vesicle-associated membrane protein 2 (gene vamp2). The coding region runs from base 461 to 793 and encodes 110 amino acids. Gene Ontology annotation, cellular component: plasma membrane; SNARE complex. Lineage: Eukaryota; Metazoa; Chordata; Actinopteri; Anabantiformes; Osphronemidae. The transcript has 5 exons. Gene Ontology annotation, molecular function: syntaxin-1 binding; SNAP receptor activity. The record is from RefSeq and is a predicted model, not a curated record. Gene Ontology annotation, biological process: SNARE complex assembly; vesicle-mediated transport; vesicle fusion.
AGACCCCCAUUAACCGCGUCUGCGGGCGAAAACAGCGUCGUCCCGCGCGUCAAAACGCCGCGUUUGGAGUCCGCGGCCACCCAUUUCCAACAUGAAACUCGCCUCCGCUGACGUCACCCAGCCAUCUUUGUCCGCCUAAUCCAGGCGGGUGUUUAUUACACCUUCAUUACAGCGCGGACACGCACGGGCACGGGCUCCACUCACAGCCUGUAGAAAUAAAAAAAUUAAACGCACGAUAAAUAGAGCGCUUUCCGUUCGGAGGGGACACCUCUCAGUGGGAGACACAAGCCGGUGCUCCUCCUAGGCUAUAUAGGCAGGGAAGCGCCACGAUCGCCGAGCAAAGCGUGCCAGAGGCUAGAGAGGAUCGCAGAAGCCGAGGCGCAUCCAUCUGCCAGCUACUUAGCGCGAGCACUUCCAGUCCGGGUUCGAGCCCAGCCGUCCUGCCGACACCGCCCAGAAAAUGUCUGCCCCAGCUAGUGGAGCCCCUGCACCAGAGGGAGGCAAUGCCCCUCCCAACCUCACCAGCAACCGCCGUCUGCAGCAGACACAGGCACAGGUGGACGAGGUGGUGGACAUCAUGCGUGUGAACGUGGAUAAGGUCCUGGAGCGUGAUCAGAAGCUGUCAGAGCUGGAUGACCGGGCUGACGCCCUGCAGGCUGGAGCCUCCCAGUUUGAGACCAGUGCUGCGAAACUGAAGAAUAAAUACUGGUGGAAGAAUGCCAAGAUGAUGAUUAUCCUGGGUGUGAUAUGCGUGAUUGUCCUCAUCGUCAUUAUUGUGUACUUCAGCACCUAAGAAGAGUUGCUCCUACCCCAGUCUGAUCCAACUUCCUUGCUAGAGAAAAAAAAAACAAAACCCUCCAAUUGAAGACGAAAUUAUCCGCCGAUUAUUAAUUGAUAUGAUGCGCAGCCCCCUUCGAUUAGCCGCGAUAUAACACCCCUCCACCCUUCAGGGCCCCAUGGCUCCCCCACUACCACCACCUCGCCUCUGGACCCCUGUCAAUAUUUGUCCUGUGAGUGUGUGGCCCUGUCUUCUUUCUGGGUACUCUUGGCUUUUCUAACAUGCCGAACCGAGAACCAAACACUUGUGAUGAUGCAACAACAGAUAAGGAAACAACGAUUGGCGAUAAUUGUUACAUAACUGAUAUAUAUACUUCUUUGUAGAGUUUUAUUCUGAUAUAUACUGUUUUGUAGGUGUGUGUGCGUGUGCGUGCGUGUGCAUUUUGUAUUUUUUAAGUUUUGUAUUCAUUUUACGUAUGCUUCAGCGUUAACUACUGCCUAUUAAUAAUCAAAGUGUGUAUCUUGCAUGUUCUGACCAUCUGUCCGUCCUGUGCUGACUCUCUCUUUCUCUUUGGUGUUUUUCGUCCACUAAGUCAGUCUAAAAUAAGCCAGAGGACUAAAACUUGCACUCGACACCAUUAAUUAAGUUAAAGAAAUUGGAGCGGCUGCAGCGAAAACUGCCCGUUAGAAAACCCCAAGCUUCAGCUGCAGAUUUCUAUAACUUGAUGCAAGUCUUAGCUUCUCCCUGAGAGAGUUGAUGCUCACUGACACCGAUCAACCAUCCAAACAGUGCAUGUAAUGUUGAACUAAUCCCUAGUAUCCAUCAUUACUAGUCCUUAAACCCAACCCUCCCAUUCUCUGGGAGUCAUCCAUUCAUCUGAAGCCCUCGUACUCAGCAUGCUUGAACGCCUCAAUUUCUUAGAAUAAUUUCAAUACUGCCAUAGUACAGUCGGACCAAUGUCUGUAGAUGUUUCUUUUUUAUUUAUGAAUUACGUAGUGUCUUAUUUCGAAAACAUUCCUCCAUUGCAGUCUAGUGCAAACGCUCUUACUGUAGCACAUGUAAGUGUAAGUAUCUUUAAAAAAAAAAAGACAUGCGAGAAAACUCGUAUCGUUCAUUCAAACCUUAGAAGAAAAUAGUUCUAGCUACUGUAAUAGCUGUAAGGAUUAGUUUUGGAUAGACAGGAUUAGACUUUUAAUCGGCCCAAAUUAUUUUCUUUCAUAAUAUUUGUGAUGUUCUCUCAACAUUACACUUAACUUAACUUACUAUGGAGAUGUCAUUAAUGUCAAACUGUGGAUAUGGGCUCCCCAAACAUUGUAAUGGCAGGAGGUGAAAUGGGGCCGUUGCAUGAAUUGACAGUAGGUCUAUUUCCACCAGAAAAGGUUAAUGCUCACUGGCCCGCUGCCUUAGUCUCCAGUCGCGUCUGUUAAGUGUCGAACGCGCACGGUCGAACACGCCCUCACACCUUUGGGAGUGGCCCCGGCUGCGGCAGAGGGAUCCGCUUAGAAAAAUGCACAAACAAUCUUGUUUUUGAUGGCGCUGUCCGGCCGACGGAGCUCCAUCUGCAGCGAAACGUCUCCCACGCAAAGAGCACAGUUCAGCCUUAUCCCACCCCGAUCCACGCGCUGGGACACAGGUCCGAAAGUUAAACGCCAGAUUCCUCAGAAUUCCUCAAAAAAAAACAAAAAACAAAGCAGUAGCGUUCCUACGAAGAGUUUUGCUAGUAGGUGAUUCUGUCUUAGUGUUUCUCCCUAGAGUUAAGGCCUUUUUUCUUUUUUUAAAGUGAUAAUAGAUUCUAUUUUUAUUAUAGUAUAUUUUUGUGUGAAGCAGACAGGUUACGGGGGAGUGUACGGCCGCUACACGUGCUCCUCUUUACCUCGGUCUGCUGUGUUUUUUGUAUUUCAGCUCUGUGCGUUAUUCACUGCCAAGAAACAAGGGAGCAGUCUCUGUUGUUAACUGCAGUUAUUCCUUUCAUCGGCGCCCUCGCUGCUCCCGUCCUGAACUCCUCGUUUGUUGGCAUCUUCUCGUGUGUGCGCUCCCUUUGUGGCUCCGUCCAGAACAGGAGAACUCCCCGAAGCCAGGAGAUGGUUAUUAACAGGGUUUGAGUUGUGGCAGCACGCGCAGUUGUUGCUUGGAUUCUUCUUAAAUCGGAUGUUUUGGGCAAAGAGGAGUCCAUUCAUGUGUCAGGUGGCUGUAAAGACCGCAAACCCUAUACAAUAACCUUAAGAAGCGUGUCAUUUUCUAUCCUCCCACCAGCUGAGUGGACCAAGUGUGUGUGUGUGUGUGUGUGUGUGUGUUAGAAUAGCUCUGUCUUGGUAAUAUCCCCCCGUUGAUCCCGGCACAUUAGGAGGCCAAGCCUCCCUUUUGUGUUUUCCACUAAAUAGAGCAAGAUAAAACUGCAGACGGUUACCAAAGACCAGCUUUUCGUGCUUAUGCUGCCAAUUGCCAUCAAAAACAAGUGGAGGGAAGCAGGUUAUCCAAACGUACCCCCGUCUGUUCAAACGCGUCCUCACUCUGCCCCGAUUACAGGACCCGCUCGGUUGUGACACGCUUUACAUGGUGAGUGUGCCAUUCUGACAUAUGCAAGUUCAACCAAAACGUCCACGUAGGGGCCGCAUGCUUCGAAUCUCAAAAAACCCUUACCCUCGUGUGUCCAGAUCUGAAAGGCGUCUCUAAUCUGUAAUAAGUUUUCACACACGUGAUCCUGGAACUAAUAAUAGCACAACUACCGUUUUGCUGUGUCUCCAUAGUUCUAAAAUGAAAAGCAUAAACGCUACGAAUAAGGAUACACAGAUUCCGCAUUGUUCAGUGUUGUAUAAAUUGGGGGUGUUUUGGGGGGUAGGGGGUCCUAUAUCCUCAGGUUUAAUGUGUGAAUUUACCAAAAUAUACUGAAGAAGACACCAAUAUAUUAGCAAACUGUAAAAUCGGGGGGUUUUUGGCAAUAGAAAAGCAUUUCCGGGUUCUAAAUGUGCUCCGUUUAGACAUCCUGCAGGACCGAGGUGAAAUAAACUGAUUGGGGUAGGACCUUUGUGUCAUCCAUGAAUCCCACGCUUGUCCUGUCCCGAGCGCUCAAACAAUUGGGUCACGACGCUGAAGCAAAGCUAAGCGAGCGCUCUCUCUUUCUGUUUCUUUAACGUCUAUAUGAAGAAAUGUGCAUCUAUUUUAACACCGUGGCACUUUUUUCUGUUGUGUUUCAUUCAUUUUGCUCCAACGGGAACAUGAUUCGGUGGAGAAUAUUGUCUUGUGUCAGCCUGAGGGAUAUUUCAGGGAUUUCAACUUUGAUGCUGCGUUCAGUGUCAUUUGAGGCCAUCAGAAUGUGUUUAAAUCUUAUUCCAGGGUUGAAUUUCAACCGGUGGAGCUGUAAUUUGAAGUUAUAGGAGAACAGAGACCAAUAGAACAAGAACAAGACAGUCAGGAUCGUUCACGCGUGAUCGCAUCCUGUUGCCCCCAAAUGGGAUGAACGCAGCAACAGGAGGGAACCAUUUGAGUCUCUGAACAUUCACUUGAUGGAUAUAAACACAAUGUUCUACUUAACAUCUGUCAACAUGUUUUAUUUUGAAACCAAAUGUUCUUUUCUUUUGUUUGUUUUUUGCAUCAAUUUAGUAAUAACUCCAGAUGUCACUGAAUUGUUUGUGUGUAAACACUGAUGGGUAAAAGUAAUGAGAAUAUGGAAUUAGUGGGGAAACAUAUUUUUACCUUCAAUUGUCCAGAAUGCUCAGAAUGAUUCUACAGUUUACAUCAGAUUGCUGUUUGUAUUUACAAGAGAUAUUUUUUGUUCAAAUCUUUAUUUUGAGGAACAGCAUUGAUUUCUUUUCGGGACUGGGGUUCUGGGGACCAAGGCCCAUAUUACCCCUGUUCGUCUGGCCUUACAGGAGGGACACGACCAGAGGCUCACGGGCAAUGUGCUUGUUUUGAUUUGCUUUCUUGCUUUCUUUUUUUUUUUUUAAUUUACUGAUAGAUUUAUUGUGCUGUCAUUUGGUAUGGGAUUAGAAACUAAGGUUAACUCAAUGUAAAGAAGAGGAGACUGAAUGAAAAACUAAAGUACAUAAAAUAAUUGUAGUGUAAAUCUAUCAAUGUCUUAUUAUAUUGAUGAACAUCAUGAAAUAUAUGUAUAUUGGAAAAACAGUA